AAUAAAAAGAAAACGGUGUUUUGAGUGUUAUUGGAGCGAACACGACGAUGCAGGCACGGAGGAGGUCCUCCCCAACCUGAACUUCAUUCAACACAAACCUAUCGAAUCCAUUCGCAUUUCGGUAGAGGUGCGUGUCAUGUAUUGCGGCAAGGAAGAGAAGCAAUGGAGUUGGGGAAAAGCUGGGGCUGUCAAUUUGCGAAAACUCAGUUCCAUCGUGCGGGACAUUGGGGAUCCCUGUCUUUCUCAAUCGCAUGUAAAGGUUGUUCUAACUGUAAAGAGAAUGCUAAAGCCAGACAAAUGGAAAGGCAUGUGUGAUAGUGAAGGAAAGGUGUUUGGUUUCAGGAAGGCACUGAAAUUGAUUGUGUUAGGGGGUGUAGAUCCAUCAAUAAGACCUGAAGUUUGGGAGUUUUUACUAGGUUGUUAUACACUGAGCAGCACUGCCGAGUAUCGAAGAAGGUUGAGAGCAGCUAGGAGGGAGCAUUAUAGCGACCUGAUUAAGCAAUGCCAAACAAUGCAUUCAAGUGUAGGAACUGGUUCGUUGGCAUAUGUUGUUGGAUCCAAAGUAAUGGAUAUGAGGACUCCGUCCAAAGAUGAUCGGACAUUGCAAGAUAAAAUAGAGGGAUCAGCUUAUAAUGAUAAUAAUAUUGAAGUAGGAAAAUGUUAUGAUAGGAGCAUUAUUUGUACAGAGGGAGCUGAUGCAACCCAUUGGGAAAGCUCCAAUAAUGUGCUUGACCUAGUUAGUUUGAGAGCAAGCACUGAGAAUGCAGCAUAUGAUUCUUCUGGUCAUCGAAACUCCAGUUCCUCAAAGUUCUGGAGAGAAGAAGAGGAAUUCCAUAGUGUGACUGACUGUAGUUUUGAUUUUCCUCCUUCUCCUGUCUCCAAUCUAUUUGAAAAGAGUGGUAAAGAUAAAAAGUCAGGCAGAGAGUAUGAGGAUAAACUUAGUGCUCUAGACAAAUCAAGAUUUGAAGACGACAAUAUGCAUAGCUUUCGAAUUAGUAACAAUGUAGAGUUAGUUAUUAAAUCAAAUAGCCAACCUCUUGGUACCCUACAUCCCAUGGACUCUGAAAUUGGAAUUGCUUCACCUGACAAGGAAGAACCAGAACAUCUGUCCAAGAAUCAAGUUUAUGAAGCACAGAUGGUAAAUCAACUAAAAAUAUCAGAUGUACCACAGCCAGCAAUGAUAAAAUCCUCAAUUUCUCAAGGUUGGCCUGUCAGUGAAGAGAGAGUAUCAGAAUGGCUUUGGACCUUGCAUAGGAUAGUUGUUGAUGUUGUGAGAACUGAUAGUCAUCUUGAAUUCUAUGAGGACACAAGGAAUUUGGCUAGAAUGUCAGAUAUUCUUGCUGUCUAUGCAUGGGUUGAUCCUGCAACGGGGUAUUGCCAAGGUAUGAGUGAUUUGCUGUCUCCCUUUGUUGUAAUCUUUGAGGAUAAUGCAGAUGCAUUUUGGUGUUUUGAGAUGCUUUUAAGGAGAAUGAGGGAAAAUUUUCAAAUGGAAGGCCCGACUAGAGUGAUGAAGCAGUUGCAAGCAUUAUGGGAUAUUCUUGAACUAUUAGAAAAAGAAAUGUUUGCCCACCUGUCAAAAAUUGGUGCUGAAAGCCUUCAUUUUGCAUUUCGCAUGUUGCUAGUUCUCUUUCGACGAGAGUUGUCUUUUAAUGAGUCACUUUCAAUGUGGGAGAUGAUGUGGGCAGCUGACUUUGAUGAAUCCUUGGUUUAUGAUUUAGAAGAGGAUUGUCUGGAAGCAUUGGAGUUACAUCUUCCUAGAGACUCAACCAAUGAUAUGAGAGAAGCAAUUGUAAAUACUGAUGAUGGUAGUGUGAAGAAUGGUUCACAAUCAAAUCAUAAUGAAAAAGAGAACACAAAAGCCAGCUCAAAGUCAAAUCAUGACAGAGCUGAUCACUCUGUAUUUGACAUCAAUUCGAAGUCUCUCUCAUCCCAUACCUUUUGUGGCUUGGCAAGGAAUAUCUGGCCAAGAAAUGGUCAAGUUCAAAAGAGUAGUAUUUCCUCAUCAAGGAAAGGAAAUAAUGAGUUGGCCAUAUUCUGUGUCGCUGCAAUUCUAGUUUCAAACCGUCAAAAGAUCAUUCAAGAAACACACUCCUUUGAUGAUAUGAUAAAGAUGUUCAAUGACAAGAUGUUAAAGAUCAAUGUGAAAAGGUGCAUAACAGCAGCAAUCAAACUCCGGAAGAAAUAUUUUAACAAGGUAUUCAAGAAAAUGAACUAUGUUUCAAAGAAAGGGGAUUUGAGACACUGAGUAUUGCUUAUAUGGCUCUGCAUUUCCAAAUUGGAGUUUGGUGUUAAAUUUUUUUAGUCAUUACUCAUCCACUUUGGAUGUGAGACUUGCAGCUUAAAGUGGUUUUCUUUUGGAGGUUCAUCCAGCUGCUGUAUGUCCAUUGUCUUCAUUACUCUUUUUUAUGAGGAAUGUAUUUGAUUGCCUGAAGAUCAUUUUAAAGUGAAAAAGAUUGACAAGGGAAUUUUUCAUCACACUGGUUGGUCCCAGUUUAGAUCAAUUUGCAGUCUCGGAUACAUGGCACAAGUUAUGCAAUCAAUUUCUUUCUUUGAACUUUUGAUUCAGCUCAUUUAUGGAGAAAAUCGUACAAAAAUUAUUACUACCCCGGAGGAUUAGGUUUCGGAAAAAGCACAUGCAUACAAGUAGAAAUACAGGGUGGAUAUAUCGUAGGGAAUUGUUGAAAGAUAUGGAAACAUGUAGUCAAUUUUUGUGGGGGUUUUAAUUGACAGAACUCAGAGGAAGGACAUAUGUUUUAUACACACUACAACAAGAAGAUUUUUUAGUGACUUGAAUGAUUGGAACUCAGAAGUUACAAAAGGACAAAGAGGGUAUUAUUCAUGUAUUAUUCUUUACCUUCGGAACACAAAACAAAUCUGUUUAAACUGGGCAUAUUUGAAUCCACUCUAAACAUUUGAUUUGGCCUCCCACUAAUUUGGGUUGCCCUUGUUUGUGUAUCGGCAA
Messenger RNA from Cajanus cajan (pigeon pea), 2962 nucleotides. RefSeq names its product rab GTPase-activating protein 22. The record is from RefSeq and is a predicted model, not a curated record. Gene Ontology annotation, biological process: activation of GTPase activity. Gene Ontology annotation, molecular function: GTPase activator activity. Lineage: Eukaryota; Viridiplantae; Streptophyta; Magnoliopsida; Fabales; Fabaceae.